AUGCCAAAGUGCAAAACCAACUGCAUUGAGAGGCCUCUGUCUCUGGCCUUUGAAAAAUUUGGUUAUAUUGUUGGUAGAUAUCCAUAUGUGUUUUUCUUGGCUGCAUGUGCAGCUGCUGCUCUUGGGGCUGGUUUUGUCUUUCUUUCUGAAUUGGAAGCAAAUGAUAUUGAAGACCAGUUCACACCUGUCAAUGGACCUGCCAAGCUGGAGAGGGAAGUUGUAAUGCAACAUUUUCCACAAUCUGAAGAAUUUUCUUCUCUACGGCUUUUGUCUGAAGGAACUUAUGCCUCUCUGAUCAUUACACAUUUCAAGGGAGAAAACAUACUGACUGAGGCUGCCUUCAAAGACAUUGUUGAUCUGGAUAGAAGAGUGAAAAACAUAACAAAGAAUGAAACCACUUUUGAAAAGCUUUGCGCACGUACAGAAGGAAAAUGUAUAUCAAAUCCAAUUUUAGAAAUAAUAGAUUACAAUCCUAGGGCAAUUAAUUGUAAAACCAUUAGGUAUCCUGUGCAUUGUGGCAUAUUUUUGGGAACAAGUCUAGGCGGUGUAGAGCUAAAGGAUGAAUGCUCCGAAACGACCACUGCAAAAGCAGUCAGGCUUUUCUAUUUUUUAAAUAAGAAGACAAUGGAAAACUCUCAAUGGCUGGAUGGUUUUCUAGAAGUCUUCUCAAAUUAUUCGGAGAGCAAAACAGUAAAAAUGUCUUACUUCACUUCAGUAUCAAGACAGGAGGAGUUAGAGGCCACCUUAGACUCUGUGAUCCCACUCUUCUCCAUUACAUAUUGCCUGGCCAUUAGCAUUUCAGUUCUUUUUUGUCUGAGGUUAGACUAUGUUAGAACAAAGGUGUGGGUUGCCGUAGCUGGUGUAAUCUCUGCUGGUAUGGCUUUACUCUCCAGUUUUGGACUGCUGCUGCUCUGUGGAAUCCCUUUUGCAAUGACAGUGGCCACGGUCCCCUUUCUGAUUCUUGGUAUUGGUGUUGAUGAUAUGUUCAUAAUGAUCUCCUGCUGGCAGAAGACUAAAGUUCAUGAUGAAGUUGAGGAACGCUUAGCAGCAACAUAUAAAGAGGCCGCUGUGUCCAUCACUAUCACCACACUGACAGAUGUGCUCUCUUUCUACAUCGGUCUCUUGACUCCGUUCCGCUCAGUACAGUCUUUCUGUAUGUACGCUAGUACAGCUAUUCUCUUCUGUUACUUCCUUAACAUCACGUUCUUUGGCGCCUGUCUUGCACUGAAUGGAAGGCGAGAAAAUGGUAACAAAAACUGGCUGACUUGUACGGAAGUCCCGAAGGCCAAUGCUGGUGAUGCUGCAGGCAAUAUUCGUUGUACUGGUGGAGCUUUUAAUGAAAUCACCGGUACCGAUUUAGAAAUACCAAUAGAUUUAUUCUUUCAAAAGCACUAUGGGCCAUUUCUGACAAAGACCUGGGUUAAGAUGUUUGUGUGUUUGUUGUAUGCUGGUUAUUUGGCAGCCAGCAUUUAUGGAUGCUCCCAAACACAGGAGGGACUUGAUCUGAAAAAUUUAGCUGCGGAUGACUCGUAUGUCGGCAAAUACUAUAGUGAUCAAGAUAAAUAUUUUUCUGCUUAUGGUCCCAAUGUCAUGUUGGUUAUAACCGAUGAACACUUUCAGUACUGGAAUUCAACUGCUCGUAAACACCUUGACAAGUGUCUGGAAAUCUCAAUGGCAUCUAAAGAAUCAGAGAUUUCAUUUAUUUCUUGGCUUCAUGUAUACAUUAAGCAUGGAAAGAGUAUUACAGAUAAUGAAACACAAUUCAAAAGUAAUUUGAUUGCAUUUCUUAAUAGUAAAAAGUUUAGUCAGGAUGUCAACUUCACUAACAAUCAAAUUCACGCAUCACGCAUCUUCAUUCAGACUGUGAACAUAAGAACAUCGGUCGAUCAGAAAGAGCUGCUCAAUGCAUUUAGAGAAUCAGCAGAAAAAUGUGAUAAGUUGCCAACACCCAUUAAUCUCACCGUGUACCAUCCUUUGUUUAUCUAUUUUGACCAAUUUGCGGUUAUAGUCAGUAAUACAAUCCAGAAUGUAAUAGUGACUACCUGUGCAAUGUUAGUUGUUUCGCUCUUGUUGAUUCCCAGUCCUCUCUGUUCUCUCUGGGUGACUUUUGCCAUUGCAUCUGUUUUUGUGGGUGUGGCUGGUUUCAUGGCACUCUGGGAUGUUAGUUUAGACUCAGUUUCUAUGAUAAUUCUUAUUAUCUGUAUCGGGUUUUCUGUGGACUUCUCUGCUCAUAUAUCCUAUGCUUUUGUGUCCAGUGAAAAAUCUUCAGCGAAUGAGAAAGCCAUAGAUGCGAUCUUUAAUCUGGGCUAUCCAAUAAUACAAGGUGCAGUGUCCACUAUUACAGGUGUAGUUGUGCUUGCUGGUGCAGAAAGCUAUAUCUUCAGAACCUUCUUUAAAAUCAUGUUCUUAGUCAUUAUUAUUGGGCCCAUCCAUGCCAUCAUGUUCAUUCCUGUGUUUUUGACCUUCUAUGACACAUGUGGCCAAAUAUCUUCUGGCAAAUGCAGAAAAAACGAAAAGAGUCAAGGGCGUUUAGAGCGCAUUGACAUAAAGGUUCAGAAAGUAGUAACAAUGAGCCAGAAUGUAAAUUGAUCCGGACUGUUACUGACUUUCAUUUUGUAAAAACAUGUAGCACUAAUACUGGCUUGAGAAAGCCAAACUACUGUUAUUCUACAAACUUGAUUUAGGGUUUAUCUAGCACUAACUAAUCUAUGAGCUUUCAAGCUAUACAAAUCACCACACUUGAGUUUAAUCUCUCCAAAGCAUCUCACAAAUACGGGAAGAUUACUCACAGAAGAGGAUUUAACGUUGAACAGCGAUCGUCUAGUAAUGUGUUGUAUUGCUGAAACAGCAGCAGUGCAUAAAUGGACUAAACUUAAAGCAAUAAAGAGACAACACUUCUUGCAGAAGGUUUUACUGCGUAUUAUUCACUUGUGUGCACAGCAAACUCUAAAUCCCAAAAAAAGCACUCCAAGAAAUUGUCUCUCUUGAUAAAUUUGAGAACUGUGACUCCGAUUAAAACCACCACCACUAACAAUACUAAUGUUAGUAGUCGACCACACUAAUCCACUAGUCAGCUGAUGGAUGACUCAUCAAUUAGUCGACAACAUGGCACAUCCCUAGUUCACACCAAACGCAUCCUUUCACUAAGAAAGCUAGAUGCAGCACCACAUACAUACUAGAACACAGGAUCUUCAAGACACCUUUUUAAAAGUUGACAUUCUU
This is a messenger RNA of Xyrauchen texanus (razorback sucker), 3222 nucleotides long. Its product is annotated as patched domain-containing protein 3-like. The record is from RefSeq and is a predicted model, not a curated record. Gene Ontology annotation, cellular component: membrane. Lineage: Eukaryota; Metazoa; Chordata; Actinopteri; Cypriniformes; Catostomidae.